AUGACCAUGAACGGAUUGCCGAAAGACCGUUUGGAAAUACUCAAUCUUAUUAACGAGUGGAAUUCAACUCGUUUGGAUUUAUUUAAAAUCAGCGAACCUAAUGAAGUUCUCGAUUUCUAUGGGGUUAUGAGAUUUUACUUCCAAGAUGCCGAAGAUAAAGUGACAACCAAAUGUAUACGCGUAGCAAGUACAGCGACAACAUUAGAUGUUAUCCGUGUUCUUAUGGAAAAACUAAGACCGGAUAUGAAAACAUUACCAAACGAAAGGGAUUAUUGUAUUUAUGAAGUUCAUCCGAAUGGAGAUGGACGAAAGUUAGAAAUGGAUGAACGACCAUUGUGGGUUCAACUUUAUUGGGGUAAAGAUCAAAGAGAAGGUCGAUUCGUUCUACAAAAUGCCAAAUUACCUAAAUUAUCAAAACCAAUCGGCGGAAGUUUCAAAGAACGACGAUCAUCCAAACGCGAAUCAAAGAAAAAGAAAAAGCAAGAUAAAAAAAAUGGUGUCGAUGAAAACGAUAAUCAACCAUCGACUGUAACACCAACUGCGAUUGUUGAAUCACUAUACAAAUCUGUUCCUGAAACGAACAAAUUUACUCGUUCAUUAUCGAAUCCUGAAAUGGUGAAAAAAAUUCAACAAGAUCGUUUAAAGCAAAAAUUUAUCAAAAUUAGCACCAAAGAAGGAGGUGGUACAAUGAAAGUGUUUGGUGAUGCAUUAAAUCCAUCGAUUCCAUACAAAACAUUUCUUUUAUCCAUCAAAGAUACAGCUGAAUGGGUUGUGAAAGAAAUGCUGGAGAAAUACGGAUUAAAACAUGAAGACCCUCAGAAUUAUUGCCUUCUUCAAAUUGUUAUUCCACCACGUGAUCAAAUGGAUAAUAAAACCAUAAAAGAAGUUAUUCUUCACGACAAAGAGUGUCCAUUAAGUAUUUGUUUAAAUCACGCUCAGAAAAACGAAGGUUCAAUCAUGUUCAAAGUCGUUAAAUGUCCACCGGAAUAUAUCGAAAUUCGUAAGCGACUUCGCGCACAAGAAUCAGCGAUGGAUUCAGCUCCAACGCCAUCGAUUCAAGAUCGAACCAUCAACGAUCAUUUGUCAAUGUUUGUUGAAGUGAAAAAUGACGGAACUGAUCUCGCCACACCCCGUGUCUUCAAAAUUCAUCCUAAUACAACAUAUGUUGGUCGAGAUGCCAAAGCAGGUGUUGGCAAACAAUAUUUCUAUAUCGACGGAGUUGGUAUUGAUCGCGAUCAUUGUACCAUUCACAAUCAAAAUGGGAUUGUCACUUUAACUCCUCGUGGUGAGGUAUGGCUAAAUGGCAAACUUGUUUCCACACCAUUUGUUCUUCAACAUGGUUCAUUGGUUUGUUUCGGACGAAAUUCUACAUUUCGUUAUUGCGAUCCACAAUUCGUUAAUAAAACAACCGUCAAACCAAAAGUACAAUUAAAUGGUGACAAACCAUUGUCACACGGUUCUCUCUCAACAUUACCGAUGGCUGCAGCGAAGAAAUCUAGUUCAGUUGAAUCGAAUACAUUGCAAAUUCGACCAGCAAAAGAUUUACCAGCGAAAAAACCCAGUCCAAACGUUGAUCCUGGAACAAUGAUCGACGUUCUUCCGGGUCUAUUAGAAGUUCCUAAUGAAACUGAAAGUCGAUUUCUCCAUACUGUUUUCGAAAACUAUCCAUUAAGCAACAUUCAAUUUCGUCUCUCACCUGUGUACGCAAUCUAUAUGGCAUUACGACAUCGUCUUUCUCCCUAUGGAAAACCAAAUCUUCCAUUGGUGCAAAAACAGGAAAAUAUUAUUUCAUUACUUUAUCGUAUCGAAGAUAUGAUAAGUAAGAAAAUCGAAGAAUGUCAUGAAAAUGGUGGUUACUUAGCAUAUUGGAUUGCAAAUACGUCGGAAUUACUUUAUUUUAUCAAACAAGAUCGUGAUAUUUCGAAAAUCUCGCACGAUGUUCAAGAUCGUCUAGCUGAAUGUGUCCAGCGAUUGUUUCGUUACUUAACACAUCUUGUUCAAAAUGAAUUGGACAAAUAUUUAACCUCGUUUACCAAUCCACAAGAUGAUGUCGAACACGAUGUGUACAUUGCUUUCGAAGAAAAUAGUUCGACAAAUGUCGAACUCUCCGAUGCACGGUGGUUGUCAUUGGAUAUGAAUGGUAAUAAUUAUCACCAAGCGACAUUAGGUGAUAUUCUUGCAACACUCUCAUCAAUUAUGGAUUUAUUACGUAAAUGUCGAGUGAAUGCUGCCUUAACGAUCCAAAUGUUUUCUCAGAUCUUUCAUUAUAUCAACACUUGGUUAUUCAAUCGAAUGGUUUGCUGUCCAGAGUUGAAAUUAUGUUCGCAUUUCUGGGGAGAAAAGUUAUCUGUACGUUUGAAAUCGAUUAGUGAUUGGGCACAACGGCAAGGUCUCGAAUUAGCAUCGGAUUGUCAUUUAACGAAGGUUAAUCAAAUAUGUUUACUAUUGCAAAAUAAUAAACGUGAUGCGCAUGAUGUUCAACAAUUAAUAUCGAAUAACAAUUUUAAAUUGAAUUCCAUUCAAGUGAAGCAAAUCUUGAAUAAUUAUAUGUCAAAUCGAAAUGAAACACCGAUCUCAUCGACAUUCAGUCAAGCUCUUCUAGCUGCGGCUUAUAAACAUGUCGAUGAAAAUUUACGUCGCGAAGGUGUACUUGUUCAACUAGCUGAAGAGCCGGAAUUGAAUUUGCCAUUUCUGUUACCUGAAGAUGGUUAUACAUGUGAAAAUCUACGCGGUAUACCUCAACAAUUGUUCGAAUUUAUCGAACCAAUGAGCCGUUCAUCAUUAUGCCGAUUAUUUACAAAUCCACAUAGUUUAGGAAUGUGGACUGAAUUUAUGGAAAUAUCAAAUGUGGAAAAUGGGCAUAAUAAUAGUAAUGAUGGAAGUCACAGUGUGGAAACGGUGACAUUGAAUAAAAAAGGAAAUAGUCUUGGUUUAAGUAUUGUUGCAGCAAAAGGCGAAUCGCAACAAUUUCAAGGCAUUUAUAUUAAAGCCAUUGUGCCAGGCGGCGCAGCUGAAGAUGAUGGACGUCUGCAAGCUGGUGAUCAAAUACUUUGUGUAGAUAAAAUAAGUCUUAUUGAUAUUACACAAGAACAAGCCGCAGAAGCAUUGAAACAAUGUGGGCCAAUGGUUACAUUACAAGUUCUUAAAGAUGCAGCUAAUCGUCAAGGUCUUUCUGCUUUACUUACUAAACCAUCUGAAAAUCACCAUCAUAUCCAUCAUCAACAACAACAACAACAACAACUCGCUCAUUUUCCUUCAACAUCAAAUCCAUCAUUGUUAUCGCAUCCACAUCUUCCAAUAUCAUCUUCAUCAGGUCCUUUGAAGUCUGCUGGUAGCCAUGAACGACUGUUAACUCAUACUAAUGGUCCAUCUCAACACCAUCAAAAUCAUUUUGCGACCUUAGCUCAUCCACCGCACCAUCAUCAUCACCAUCAACCACUUCCUCCUCAAAUGCCACCAACAAUUGCAACACAACCGCGACCGGCCUCUCGUUCGCAAUUACCUGCCACUUCAUCAUCAUAUGAAUUUGUCUAUAAUGCUAAAAGUGUUCCGAUUACCAAUUCAAAUCCUCAACAACAACAACAACAACAACGUCUGGUUCAACAUGAAAAUCCUCAUCGAUUAAUUCAGCCAGCACGUUCAGCACAACUACUCGCUGAAGAAAGCAAUAAUAAUGAUUUAUUACACAAUUAUCUCUCAUCUCAACAACAUCAAUCGAACCCGAACCUAUUCCAUUCAAAUCAAGUUCAAUACACAUCCAUCAACAAUCGAAACCAAACAUUCGAUAUUCCUAAACGACCUUACGAUCAUGAUAAUCAUCAUAUGAAUGGAAAUGAAUAUUAUCAUCACAAUGGACAUACAAACGAUGAGGAAGAUGAAGAGAUUGAAGAAGAUGAAGAAGAUCUGCAACCAACUAACUUCAUUCGUUCAGCUAGUGAACGACAAUCAUUCGGUGAUCGAAAUUUAUCGACUGCUCCACCAUUGAUCUUUCGUGAAGAUAUUCCACCACCACCACCUCAAAAUGGUUAUACCAAUGGCAAUCAUCAAUCCAAACCUAUAAAUCAUACACAAUCCGCUAUUGGACCGACAAUAGCACCAAAACCCUUACCUAAACCAAUGAUUAGUGCUCUUGCACUAAUCAAAAAUACAAAUACAACCAAUAAUGAUAAUGAUAUCGCCUAUCGAUUAUCGAAAGCAAGCUUAUCCUCAUCUUCAGAUCAAUUAGCCCCACCCAUACGAAAACCGCGUACACCACAACCUGAAGCACCUAAGUUGGCACAUACUCGUCAGAAUAAUAUCAGUGAAUUACGUUUAAAACGUAUCAACGACCUAUCAAGUCGUCCUGAACGCACAGAUUUCGAAGAAAAAGAAUUAAAUAAUUUGAAAUUGGAACACGAAUUUGAUCGACGUGUUGAAGAGUUCACUUUCCAAACAAAUGGAGCCGAAAUUGAAGAAGAACGUAUGAAUAUUAUUCCUAUUUCAACGGUAUCACCAUCAUCAGAUGCAAAUGAUGACAUGAACGAAUUCGAUGAAAAAUUGAAACGUCGUUUGGAACAGUACGAACACGAUCGACAAGUUGAACGCGCACAUGCCAAUCGUUUACAAGCAAAACGAGAAGCUGAUCUCGAAGCUCGUCUACGUAAAGAUCGAGAUCGUGCUGAUCGCGAUAUACGUGAUCUACAAAUACGUCGAAUGUCCGAAGAGGAUCGAUCAAUUGAAGCGAAGAAAGAACAAGCUCGAUUAUCCAAACAUAUUCGUAUACCCGAUUCACCACCUGUACCAAAUGAUUCAAUGAAACAUUCGUCAUCAUCUGGUCAUAUUCCAAUUUCAAAAGAUAAUAUCGAUUAUCAAUUUUCGCCACCGAUCCCACCUCCACCACCAGCCAGAGAUAUUUCCUUUGCAGUUGCCAACAACAUCAAACAAUCAUUAAUGCAACGAGCAUCAAAUGAGCAUCAAUUAAUCAGUCCACCUUUGCCUCCACCACCGCUGCCGCCAGCACAUGAAACGUCGCCAACAUCGAGUAUUGUUGCAAUACCUGUUUCAUCACUUCAUGCUGUUGAGCGUAUAACUGCUGAAUUAACACGUCGAGAUGACUUAUACACGAAUGAUGAUGCAACCAAUCAUCAUACACCUUCUGUUAUCGGUUCACAAGAAGUUUACUUAGAUCCACGUUUCCGUUCGAAACGUUUUCAACAACAAAAUGGUCAUAUGAAUGGUAUUAAUAAAGAAAAUGUGAAUAAUGAUGAUUCAAGUGGAGUGUCAACGGAAACCAUGUCGUUCCGAGACAAGCUAAAAUUCUUUCGCAAACCACCCGAUCAACAAGAAUGA
This is a messenger RNA of Adineta ricciae, 5328 nucleotides long. NCBI's taxonomy places the organism in Eukaryota, Metazoa, Rotifera, Eurotatoria, Adinetida, Adinetidae. The record is from the annotation of a GenBank genome assembly.